CUAAUAAGAUCACAAAACAUGUUCUUUAUUUUCUUAAUUUAUUUACUUAUUUAUUCUGGUAAAUAUUUUUUUAUCCCGAUCCACACGCUCUGACCAACUGCAAUAAAAAAGAAGAAAAUGGUGCAUCGCUUUUUAGAUGGUUUGUCCCUCGGUGGACUCCGUAGCGGCUAAACAAACAGAGACGCUAACGAACGCAGAUUCUGCUUUAAAAAUGAAAUGUCUGUCCUGCGCAGAGCCACAACAUGGGAGAUUUCUGAAUCAGAGGACAGCGAUCACGACCUGAAAUCAGAAUUAAACCGCGAUGAAAGCUGUCAAAAAGAAACAACAGACAGCAGAGGAGAACCGGAGGCUCUCCGCUCCCAGGAAAAACCCAUAAAUCUGCCGUCUUCACCGGAUAAAAGUGACCCUAGAGUCGCUCUAUCUGCUCCGGAGGCAUCCGGCGGCUCCCCGAGCCCGGCACGCAAACGCCGCAGCAGGGAGGAGAUUGAGGAGGCCAGGCUGAAAGCCAAGGAGCGGAAGGAGGAGAGGGAGCGGCAGAGAGCCGCCAGAGCCCGGGAGAAGGAGGAGAGGAGGCGGGAGCAGCAGCGGAGGAGAGAGGCGGCGGAGACCCUCAAGAGCCUCCGGCCAGAGAACUGCAUCAAGAGCCUGACGGUCUGUGUAGAACCAGCCCUUCUCCAACAUGACGGCUCAGACAUUUUGCUGGACACACUGGCCAUGUUGGAGUGGAGGUUCAGUGUUGAGAGCCAGCGUUUGUCUCGCAGCAUCACCUGGACCAGAGAUCUGCCUCAGCAGGCAGAAGACGGUCAGGCCCGGGUGGAGGAGGAGGAGCAGAUGGUUCUGGUCUUGACUCUUGCUGACUUUGUGGACGUUGUGAUCUCCGUUAAAGAAAUGGUGGACAGCGAUGGGGAGGAGACGGGGACGGUCCUCAGUCCCCUCUUGGAGUGUCUCAACCGGGAUAAGGUGGUCACCAUGUUGGUGACGGACCUUGAGUCGGAUCACUGGAUGGAGGAAUAUUUUCCAGAACAGAUGCUGCGGACCAAACUGGGGAUGAAGGAUCAGGAUGUGGAGGAGGUUCUUGUUUACCUUCAGCUCUAUAAAAACAUCUCUGUGGUUUUCGUGGAGAGCUGGCAGGACAUCACCGACCAUGUGUGCGCCGUCACCAAGGCUUUGUCAAAACGCCCCUUUAAACUCAUGACUGAGCGGACCGAGCUGCCGUUCUGCGUGGACGGUUCGUGGGCCGGCGGGGCCCGGGUUGGGAGGGACGGUUCGGGACUGAGGGACGUCUGGGUCCGGCAGAUCCAGCAGCUGAACAGGGUGAGCCCGGCGGUGGCCGCCGCCGUGGCCGAGGCCUUCCCGUCUCCGCGGCUCCUGUUGCAGGCUUACCAGAACUCCGGUUCCGAGGCGGAGAAGAAGAGCAUGCUGGCUGGGCUCUCGGUGAAAACAGAAGGGAAAGAAAGAAGAGUUGGACCGGAUAUUUCAGCCAGAAUGUACCGCAGCCUCACCGCGGAAAACCCUCAGCUGGUUCUGGACUGAUCGGCCCAAUCUGGAAACCAUGGAGAACUUUUUACGGAAAAGAAUCUGCUUCUCUGGUUUAAUGUAAAAAUGUAUGACGGAGUACUAGA
Messenger RNA from Poecilia reticulata (guppy), 1622 nucleotides. RefSeq names its product essential meiotic structure-specific endonuclease subunit 2 (gene eme2). NCBI's taxonomy places the organism in Eukaryota, Metazoa, Chordata, Actinopteri, Cyprinodontiformes, Poeciliidae. Gene Ontology annotation, biological process: replication fork processing; double-strand break repair; resolution of meiotic recombination intermediates. Gene Ontology annotation, molecular function: crossover junction DNA endonuclease activity; DNA binding. The record is from RefSeq and is a predicted model, not a curated record. Gene Ontology annotation, cellular component: Holliday junction resolvase complex; nucleus.